This is a messenger RNA of Cylas formicarius (sweet potato weevil), 3331 nucleotides long. RefSeq lists its product as uncharacterized. The transcript is spliced from 6 exons. The record is from RefSeq and is a predicted model, not a curated record. Gene Ontology annotation, cellular component: cytoplasm. The coding region runs from base 207 to 1037 and encodes 276 amino acids. NCBI's taxonomy places the organism in Eukaryota, Metazoa, Arthropoda, Insecta, Coleoptera, Brentidae.
UCUAUCAACAGCUGGCAAAUAGUGGUAAAUCCUCCAUCAAACGUCAGAGGCAUACGGGUCGCAAAAUUCGCAAACGGUGUGUGUAAUCAUUCCGCGUGAGCUGAAGCACGAUUUUUUCGUUAUGCCACUGUAGUCGUAAAUUUUCGUUGCUUCAGUUUGCCGUUAUAAUUUUUCUUUCGAUAUUUGUCGUGACACCACUUAUUAUUAUGUUUAAGAAUAUCGUGGUUUUGUGUUUGACUAUUAUAUCGGCAAAGGCUGCAAGACCUCACGAUGAACCUUGGUCUCGAAGGUGGUUUCCCCAUAACCCCAACGAAGCCGAUCCUAAUCCCGUGGUGACUGUCGGUGAUAACAAAAAUCUGUACGAUCCUCAUCACGGUAUCGCAAUGGGUGUCGUUGACAAGAGUUGCGACGAUGGGAAGACAAACUUGCAAAUGGAUUGGUAUAUGAAUGUUGAAAAUUAUACUUGUUACGACGAUAAAACAACCUAUUUACCUCAGGCAACCAUCCACCCGAUCCACAGUGUAGAACAUAUACCGACCUCUUACAGUGCGCCGCACAAAUGUUUAAAUGAGUCCAUAGAUUAUAACGAAGUUAUUCCCACUUUCGGUAGUCAUAGACCUUUGUGGGCCAAGUACGGCGAAUAUACGUUUCUGCCCAGGCAACGAUGGUUACAUAACUUGGAACACGGAGCCGUGGCCAUGUUGUACCAUCCGUGUGCCAACAGAAACGAAGUAAAUAUCGUCAAGAAAAUUAUCAAGUCUUGUCUUUACAGACACGUCAUCACGCCUUACAAUUUGCUCACACCAAACAGGCCCAUUGCCUUAGUAACCUGGGGGCAUCGCUUGGAACUGUCCAAAACGGCCCCGGAAGUCGUGGUCGAUUUCAUUCGGAAACACGCGCUAAAAGGUCACGAGAAAACACCCAGAGAUGGCCAGUACGGCUUUAUGCUCGAAGAACACGCGUCGAUCGUUUCCAAUAUUGACGACGAAACUUUAUGCCCGAAACAUAACGAAAAUGGAAUUGAAAUGAAGAAAUAGGAAUAUCCUGCAAUUCCUUACAUAAGCAAAUGAUUUUUUUGAUUUGAACAAAUUAGGCGAAUGCGUAAGUCCAAUUUCGCACAAUUCGAUGUUUUUCGGUUACUUUAUUGAGCAAACUCAUUAUGCCACUCCUAAUCGCUUAGGGAUUUUAGAAUCCAUUUUCGGAGGAAUGUGAUAUUUAAGCUAAGAUUUAUACGAAAGUUGCUGUGAGUUGUUGGCUUAUAUAUGUCUAAAUUAUAAGGCAAGAAGAAUCCCGACAUGUCGUUUUUAUAGGUCAGGCUAUCCAGUUCGUUGAGAUGUAAUAUUUUAUUUGGUUGGAGAGAGCUAGAUCGUAAAUUCGUUACCAAAUGCAAAUGCAAAUUUGGAAGCAAUGGGAUGCAUGAGUACUUUGCAAUUUUCAUCCUUUUGCCAACAACAAAUUUUAUAAACGACACUUUCGUUUCAAUAUAUACUUUAAACAUCCGAAACCAGAAACAGUGACUAUACCGGAUCAGUGCAUAAUUGGACAUUUUAGAGCUUAAUAUUAAUUAAAGUAAACACAUCUAGGAUAGGAUAUAGCAAUCCUAAACAAGAACAGAGUUUUAUAGUUGUCUUCCAAGAUUUUGUAUUUUUUUGCAUGGUUAUUUGCAAGAGUUAAAAAAUCAUUAAGUGCAAAACAUAUGGAAGCUAUGGAUGACGCAACUAUUUAAGUAACAUGUCCUAAAUUUUUAAAGACAGUUAUUUAGAUACAUCAAAUUUUUGACUUUCCUCUAGGAUUCGCACCAGUUUGUUGCUUACCACCUCAAUUAUUAGAAACGACUAAAAGUUCCUCAAUUUCACCGUGAUUCCUAAUCAAUUACAAAUAAUAAAAUAAUAUUCGUUCAAGUUAAGAGUUUAAUAUAUUCGAGACAAAGUUUUGAAAAAAAUGAAUGUCCGAUGGUUAUUACUUUGUAUAGACCUUUAUUUAUGGUAACUGAAAUACCCAUCACUGUCAGCCAAAAACAUUGGUUUGUAAACUAGUUGAAGGUUAUUUCAAAAGUGUAAAAUAAUGUCGAGAAAAAGAUACCAUUUAUUUUUUAACAAAUUGGUACCUUUGAAAAUGAAAUUAUAACUUUAUAAGUGACACUUUGGUUAUGAGUAGUUUCAAUAUAUACUGUAAACAUCCGAUCUCCACCAAACCUUAAACUAAAGAACCAGAAACUGUGAGGAUGCCUGAUCAGUGUAUAAUUGGAAAUUGUAGAACAUAAUAUUGAUUAAAAUAAACACAACUAGGAUAGGAUAUAGCAAUCUUAAUAAGAACAGAGUUUUAUAGUGGUUGGUCAAGAUUUUGUAUUUUUUGUAUUUGUACAAGAGUUAAAAAAUCAUUAAGUGCAAAACAUAUUCAAGUUCCAACAGGGACGCAAGGGGUGUCAAUGAUAUCAUAUCCUUUUAUUUGACUUUAUUAUAAAAAACUAUAUAAGUAAAAUGUCCUAAAUUUUUAAAGACAUUUAGUUAGAUAAGAUAGAUCUCGCACCACUUUGUCGCUUACCGCCUCAAUUAUUAUAAACGACUAAAAGUUCCUCAAUUUCGCAGUGUUUCCUAAUCAAUUACAGCGACGAAAAUCAAAUCAACCGCUACGAAAAUUGUGUUCCAAAAUAAUAAAAUAAAAUUCUUUCGAGAGUAGUUUUAUACCCAUUUAUAAUGACGUUAUUUUUGUGUAAUUGAUUCCAGACAUCGGUCGUAACAAAGUUUUGAAGAAAAAUGAAUGUCCGAUGGUUAUUGAUUUUUAUAGACCUUUAAGGUUUCUGAAAUAUCCGUCACUGUCAGCCAAAGACGUUGGUUUGUCAACGAAGGUGAUUUCAAUGUUAUUUAUUUUUUAAAAAAAUGCUACCUUUGAAAAUGAAAUUAACUCUGCGCAAGGAAUGCCUUAACAUUCACAAGGUAACAUGAUAUUUUUGUCCAACGCCGUAUGGUGAAAAUGACGCUGUUAAUUAGCAACCUGUAAUUCGUAACAAUCAACGGACAUACCUUUUUUGCAAGCAGCAUGACGGUAUGUCAAAUGGAUGACUAGAGAGUGUGAAUUUGGAGAUCGAAUAUUUUUAAUUUACUAUUCUGUGCCAAAGAUAGAGAUAACGAUAGGUAACAUAUUAGUUACGUAUACAGACAUAAACGGCCACUAAAUUAUUUAGUCCUACAUGUUUUUGUGGUAAAAUUGUUGACCUAAACACGUGUUAAUGCUUAGUUAUUGUCGUUAGCAUAGUGGUUAUAUUUUAUGUAUGUUUUCCCUGAUAAGUAUAGAAAUGUUAACUAAUAUUAUAUAUGUUGGAAACCGUAAA